UGGAGAUGUUUUGAAUUUUGAUAUUGACCCGUUCAUCAUCCGUAUGCAUCCCGUAUGCAUCCUGUAUGCAUCAAAUUUUCAAAUUCGCUUCCCCAGCCCUCUCGUUAAUGACCAAUUUUAGUUGCAGUAUCUUGUCCUACCCUCCAACAAAUUCAUCACACUUCACACUUCACACUUCACAGCAAUUGUUUGUGCACGGACCUCCCUAACUGUCCGCCGAAGACAAGGAUUCGCCGUUUAUCGAUAAGCGUGAGAUCGUUGGGCUCCUUCAGUUAGUUCAGUACGGUCUUCCAACAGCAUCAUCACUGUCUGUCAUUGUCACUUCGUUGAAUGCAAGUUUGCGAUCUUAUCCCACGUAACACAUCCUCACGGCCCGCUUUCCUACUAGCUUUGGCCCCGCACCGUCCUUCUCCCUAAAAAUAUCAGUAUGGGACCAGGAUGAUGGUUUCUCGAGAGAUCGGACGGCAGUUCAAGGAGUUAUCAGUAACUCCCACAAAUAGGCAAACUACAUCUAGUCGAUUCCCGUCAGAAGAUGCUCGGAGUGAUCUAAGGAAGCUGUUGCCGUGGAGAUGCAAUCUGACAGCCCUCGCACAAUCCCAUGAUUACUACCUGGUCGCCUGUGCUGCAGAGGUCGAGGUAUACAAACCGACCUUCCCAGCCCAUGGCUUGCCCGGCCAGCUUUCUUGGGUAGUUGAUCUUCCGAAGUCAAGUCCUGGAAUUACCGGAACCAUUGAUGCACUGAGGCCGCAUUCUGUCAAUUACCUGAUCAUCGACUAUCUGGGCAACAAGGAGGUAGUCCUGGUAGCGUGCGACGAUGGAGACGUCCUGGGCUACUACAUCGAUGAUAUCCAUCUUCAAAUUUUGCAAUCCGGCGAGAACCGGGGUGGUCGCAACCCUAACGACUACAGGGUUCGUCCGUUCUUCCAUAAAAAUGUUGGGAUGAGCGCCUGGGGUCUUGCCAUUCACUCGGUUGCUCGCAUGAUAGCCGUUAGCUCCAAUACUCAUAGGCUUGUCGUCUAUUGGUUUGGGUUGGACGGCAACGAUAUGAUCCAUCGAAAAGAGAAACGGCUUGAGCUUCCUGAUUCCGGCGAGAACUUGCCUACGGUGAAUUUCUGCAACACCGGGGAUGACCCGGACGGAGAAUGGCUCCUUUCCGGAAGUAUCGGGAACUGGAUGAUGGUCUGGAACACCCGCACCGCGACUCUCUAUAAAAAAGCCCAGCUCGCAUUCUGCAAGGAUCGGAAGCUCGACGGCAGUUGUGCAUGCGGCGGGAAGAGCGCAUACCCGCAUGCAAUAUGGGGUACAUACUGGUUGGAUCGGCGAUCUUUCCGCAGGAUCAACCCACCGUCGUUCUCCAAAGCGCUAGGGCUCCAAAAGCGAGACUUUAGUGACAAGGAUUUCCCAACGGACUUUUGGGAUAUCAGUGCUUCCCGCAAGGAAGUCAUCGAUGCGAGCGAGCGGUACGACGGCAGGGCGAACUUCGCCAACGUACAAGCACCUAUGUCACCCGUUGAAGAUGUUUCUGACGAUGACGACGACGGGGCAUAUUCCGAUGCGGACAGUACCCUUAGCGACGAUCUUGGCACAGAUAUGGCAGAUGACGGUUCGGCGUCUGAUAUUGAACCUUCCAUGUCUGGUGGAGCAGGAGGUCCCGCAUCGUCAGUCCAAUACCAUGAACACCCAAUGCAGGAUCACAACACCGAGCUAGUGGACCCGAUGUCGGAUUGGUUCACUCCCGCUCGGCCUCUGCAAAGGUCUCUAGAUGGGUCUAUUCCAUUCCUUGAGAUCAUCCCGCCAUCACGGUCAAACGUGGAACAAAUGCUAUUUCCUCCGGAAGCCCCGAUUCUCCACCUCUCUUCCAAAGACAUUUUCAUCAUGCAGCCACAGGUAGCGAAGAUUUCCUCGAAGCGGCCACCAUUCCACAACAAGCGCCAGUCAAUGGAUGCGAUCUCUGAGUUCGAUCACAAGAACUACUAUCCAGUCGUUGGAGCGCACGACCCGCUCUUCCAGGAAAUCAAAUCUGCCAUUGCACCCACGUUUUAUUCUCACGUCUUCAGUCAAACUGACCGAAUGAACCUUCACGCAUUUAUUCCCGACCUGGGAGUCAUCUGCAUUGCCAGCGGGAAAGGACGUGUGGCUGUUUGCACACUGACGCAGAUGGACGUCUUUUCUUCCGGGGCGCGCCUUAAGAAGCUGCGGGAGAGCAAUGCGGACGCGAAAUUACAAGCCCGAUAUGCGGGUUGGGAGGGUACGAAAACCGUCUACGGGUUUCGGCUCGACCACAUCCUUCCUUUUGCCAGUCAGGAAGAGAAGUGUGAACGCCCUGAACACAUCCUGAUCGGGAUUGCCGUGGGUCCCAUCCCUGGAAGUGGGUGGCAGCGGGAACCAGGCCACACGCCGUCGGGCCUACAUGGCAAUGGUUGCAAGCGGUGGCGGCUCAUCCUCACCUGGAUGAACCACUCCAUCCUAAGCUACGAAAUUCGACGAGGGGAGGAAGAUGAGGGCGUGCAGAUCCUGUCUCUUUGAAAUGUUUUUCUUGCGUUCGCCUCAGCGUUUGCACUGAUUUGGCGUCUUGGACUUGCAUGAUACCAGGGGAGCGCGUAUUCAACGAGGAUGACUUGACGAGAAAUGUAACAUACGACCUCCCGCGGUUAUGAACUGCACGAUACCUUCGAGGAGC
Molecule: messenger RNA, 2680 nt
Organism: Eremomyces bilateralis CBS 781.70
Lineage: Eukaryota; Fungi; Ascomycota; Dothideomycetes; Eremomycetales; Eremomycetaceae
Exons: 3
Coding region: 439-2526 (695 amino acids)
Source: RefSeq, a predicted model, not a curated record